CUGUCCGCACUGCGCAGGCCGGGAAUAGGCACCCUCUGCCCUGAUGGAGGCAGGGCCCUCCGGAGUCGUCCUGCUGACGCAGAUCAUACCCCAGCCCCACUCGUCAGACUCCUCUGCCCCACCGCGGCCCCUACGGAAGUUCUACCAGGGGGAGCCGCUGGCUCUGGGCAUCACACAGAUACUCAUGGGCAUUGUGCAGGUAGCUUUCGGCAUCAUCCUGAUUCUGGCGAAUGGCUACCAGAUAAUGGCGAUACACGUGGGGACCCCCUUUUGGACGGGGAUCCUGUACAUCCUUUCGGGGUUCAUUUGUGUGGCGGCUGCCAAGAACCCCAAGAUCUCACUGGUGAAGGCCAUGCUGGCUAUGAAUACCCUCAGCGCCGUAGUGGCCGGAGCGGGCAUCAUCUUCUAUUCGCUCUCGCUUACCUUCCGCUUCCCGCAACAAACCUGCUACUGGAUCGAGGAGUCCAAGUCCUGCGCGCCGACCUCCCGAGUGCCCGCGGAUACCAUGUUCGGGGUAACCAUGAUUCUCCUGGUCUUCACCAUCCUGGAGUUCUGCGUCUCCAUCUCCAGUGCCGCCUUCGGGUGCAAAACCCUCUGCCGGGACAGCUACAGCGACACGUCCAUGGUGAUUUAUCAGAACAUGGGGCCCCCAGCUGCCCUCACCAACGACCCCCCCAAAGCCCCACCCCCUUACCAGGACACCCAGACCCCCUGA
Emys orbicularis (European pond turtle) is the source of this 715-nucleotide messenger RNA. RefSeq names its product membrane-spanning 4-domains subfamily A member 4A-like. The coding region runs from base 44 to 715 and encodes 223 amino acids. NCBI's taxonomy places the organism in Eukaryota, Metazoa, Chordata, Testudines, Emydidae. The record is from RefSeq and is a predicted model, not a curated record. The transcript has 6 exons. Gene Ontology annotation, cellular component: membrane.